UAUAAAAGGUCUCAACAGUCCCAUUUUCCUGUAAGCAAAGAUCAAAACUCAGUUACAGUAACUCGUCCCUCUGAAGCUUCUUCAGCUCGUCGUCCGAUGGAAAGAUCGAGCCCAGUGAUCGGGACAUUUCUCACCUUAUGGGCGGUCCUUGUCAUUCGAGGGCAAUGUCACACGCCAUUCUUUAUCUUUGGGGACUCAGUCCUAGAUGCCGGGAACAACCAAUACUAUCCCCUCAGUGACCAACCCAAGCCCCGCAUGCCCUAUGGCGAGACCUACUUCCACUACCCAAGCGGGAGAUCCUGCGACGGCCGAAUAAUACCUGACUUUUUAGCGCAGUAUGCGAAUCUGACAUUGAUCGAACCGUACUUGGAGCCCGAGUUCAACAAUUACACAGAUGGAGCGAAUUUCGCGUCCGCUGGAGCUGGGGUAUUCCCUGAAACAAACCCCAAAACGAUACACCUGAAGCUGCAACUGAGCUACUUCGAAGAAAUGAAUAACAAGCUGGAGCCAGAGGCCGCCCAAGAGUUGCUUUCUAAGGCCGUCUACUUCUUCAGCAUAGGAGGGAACGAUUACAUGAACGUUGGCAUGCCACCACUCCCAGAAAAUGGCACUCGAGUGGCGCUCGCGUCCUCUUACAGGAAACAGUAUGUGAAGGCAGUGCUCGGCAAUAUCACCUCAGUGGUCAAGAAAGUUUACGAGAUGGGCGGAAGGAAAUUCCUUUUCCAGACGGUGGGGCCGCUGGGUUGCAUGCCGCUGAGCAGGUGGAUCUCGGGAUCUGAGUGCAUUGCCAAUGUCACGAUUCUCGCCAAGAUGCACAACAAAAGACUGUCGAUUGUCCUCUGGGAGCUAGAGGAUACGUUGCCCGGCUUCAAAUGUGCUGUGUUUGAUUACUACUCCGCCCUUUUAGAGAUGAGCAAGUAUCCGUCAAACUUUGGCUUCACGGAAGGGCAGAGAGCAUGCUGUGGAAGCGGGAACUUCAACGGGGAGUUCACAUGUGGGGACAACGAGACAGGUUACAACCUUUGCAGUGACCCGAGUCAGUACGUGUGGUUCGACGCGGCUCACCCGACUGAGAGCGCCAACAACUACCUCUCUUCCCUCUUCUGGAAUGGAUCUCUCGAAGUUGUGUGGCCCCGCAAUGCAAAGGCGCUGUUCGAAAUGCCUUAGCUAUUCGGACUAGGACGGUCCAUAAUUCCUAGGACUAUUCUACCGAAAAAAUAAUAAAUAAAAUAAAAUCCUAGGAUUGCAAAAUGAUGUUAUUAACGUUAGGAGUUUCCCCGCAAAUUGUUUCAGUUGUUGUACAACAAUGUAUGAAAUAAUUAAUGCGGCCUCCCCACGCCUACCCGUUGAUUAUCACUGGCAUAAGAGAAAUCCAUGCCCUUUAUCCCAUCGACAGUCUUCCCGUGGUCCUUUACA
Punica granatum (pomegranate) is the source of this 1416-nucleotide messenger RNA. The record is from RefSeq and is a predicted model, not a curated record. Lineage: Eukaryota; Viridiplantae; Streptophyta; Magnoliopsida; Myrtales; Lythraceae.